Messenger RNA from Globicephala melas (long-finned pilot whale), 2402 nucleotides. It is a transcript of the gene NAGA, whose product is annotated as alpha-N-acetylgalactosaminidase. The record is from RefSeq and is a predicted model, not a curated record. Lineage: Eukaryota; Metazoa; Chordata; Mammalia; Artiodactyla; Delphinidae. Gene Ontology annotation, biological process: glycoside catabolic process; oligosaccharide metabolic process. Gene Ontology annotation, molecular function: alpha-galactosidase activity. Gene Ontology annotation, cellular component: cytoplasm.
UUCUGUUAGGUCCUCCGGGGAAGGUUAGGCGCAGUGAGGCCCCGCCCCUCUCGAACGCCGGAAGCGAAUCAGGUGACUGCGGUGGUGGCUGGUUCCCGAGACCGAAGCAGGCGGCUUGGAAGGGCUUCCAGAGCCCAACAUAUAGAGCUGGUAAAAGCAGGGCAGAUCUGGUCAGGUCCCGAGACGCUGAGUCCAGAGCGAUGUUGCUGAAGACAGUGCUCUUGCUGGCCUUGGUGGCCCAGGUGCUGGUUCUGGAGAACGGGCUCCUGCGGAAGCCACCCAUGGGCUGGCUGGCCUGGGAACGCUUCCGCUGCAACACUGACUGUAACGAGGACCCAAAGAACUGCAUCAGUGAGCGGCUCUUCAUGGAGAUGGCUGACCGGCUGGCACAGGAUGGAUGGCGGGACCUGGGCUACGAAUACCUUAACAUCGAUGACUGCUGGAUUGGUGGACGUGAUGCCAAAGGCAACCUGGUGCCUGAUCCCAAGCGCUUCCCCAACGGCAUGGCCUUCCUGGCUGACUACGCUCAUUCCCUGGGCCUGAAACUGGGCAUCUACGCGGACAUGGGCAACUUCACCUGCAUGGGUUACCCAGGCACCACGCUAGACAAGGUGGUCCAGGAUGCUCAAACCUUCGCGAAGUGGAAGGUGGACAUGCUGAAGCUGGAUGGCUGCUUCUCAACCCCCGAGGAACGGGCCGAGGGGUACCCCAAGAUGGCUGCUGCCCUGAAUGCCACAGGCCGCCCCAUCGCCUUCUCCUGCAGUUGGCCAGCCUACGAAGGGGGCCUCCCCCCAAAGGUGAACUACACUCUGCUGGCGGACAUCUGCAACCUCUGGCGCAACUAUGACGACAUCCAGGACUCCUGGAGCAGCGUGCUCUCCAUCCUGGACUGGUUUGUGACCCACCAGGACAUUCUGCAGCCGGUGGCAGGCCCUGGGCACUGGAACGACCCAGACAUGUUGCUCAUUGGGAACUUUGGCCUCAGCUUCGAGCAAGCCCGGGCCCAGAUGGCCCUGUGGACGGUGCUGGCAGCCCCCCUCUUCAUGUCCACGGACCUGCGUACCAUCUCCGCCCAGAACAUGGACAUUCUGCAGAAUCCACUCAUGAUCAAAAUCAACCAGGAUCCCUUAGGCAUCCAAGGACGCAGGAUUCUCAAGGAGAAAUCCCACAUUGAGGUGUACAUGCGGCCCCUGGCCAGUGAGGCCAGUGCUAUAGUCUUCUUCAGCCGCAGGACAGAUAUGCCGUAUUCCUACCGGACCUCCCUCGCCCGGCUGAACUUCACCAGCUCCAAGGUGUAUGAGGUGAGUGCCCUGCUACCUGCAGCGCUUUGGGUUUCCCUGAGGGUGUUGCUGGGUCCUACUCAUACGGGGGCUCCUUCACUCACACACCGUCCCCUAAGCCGUGGGCCUUGGGUCCUCUGGCUGGUGCUGUGCUCUGCACUGGUGUUUUCAAGCUACACAAAUGAACCACCGUGUGUAAAUGAGUCCCGUCAGCCCCCGAGGCCGCGUGUUUCCCCUCUGCAGUCUUGCUGGCACAUGUCUCAGGUUCUUGGUGGGCUGGGCCCGCACCACUGCCAGUACUUGGGCAUCUGUUGGCUUUGCCAGAGGGGAAGUCAUGGGGACUCGGGCUCCCACUUCUGUAGGGCAUACUGGAGGGUCAACACAGGCCAAAGUGCAGGCUCUUACAUCCCCUGGAGUGGGGGGCGGGGGGGGGUUGUCCCUGUGCAGCCAUUCUUAGGGUGGCAUAGUGCUGUGCUCCCCCCUGCAGGCCCAGAACGUCUACACGGGUGACAUCAUCAGUGGCCUCCGGGAUAAAACCAACUUCACAUUGAUCAUCAACCCUUCCGGGGUGGUGAUGUGGUACCUGUAUCCUAUCAGGAAGCUGGGGACGCCCCAGCAGUGAGGAGCUGGGACGUGUGACAGGCUGUGGCAGCACCACUGAGCCCAGGCCACGGAGGUUCCACGUGCUGAGGGCCAGUAGGUGGGGGCGUCUUCUACCCGUCAGACCCGAAGUGCAAUCUCAGGGCCGGGUUCUACGCCCUGCACAAGUGUGAAGUCUCUUGGAAACUUGUCUUGGGGAGACUUCCUGUGGCCUCUCUGGCCUCUACCUCAUCUGUUCAGCCCCAUGGAUGUUGCUGAACAACUCGGCCAGCCUCCUCAGCCCCCAUAGGCAGAGGCACCGAUACUUGUCAGGAUUCUAGCCUCUGACCUUCUUUUUACUGACUCUGAAAUCAGGAUUUGGAAUUUUCUUAAAAUUAGGAGUGGAGCUCUGACCUCUUGUCGGGAAGUCCCAUGAAUUAUUAUGUGAUCAACUUUCCUGCCCGGAGAAGGCCUUACAGGCUGACACUGCCUGGGAGUGACCUUGGUUCCUUCGGGUCACCAAUAAAGCUGUUCUUUAGUCAA